AUGGCUGUACGAGUGUUAGAACAACUGGCAUAUGAUCACAAGGAGCAAUAUCCUACUGCAUCGAAAAUCCUUUUGGAGGACUUCUACGUAGACGAUGUAUUUACUGGAUCGAGCAACGAGAAUGAGCUAAUAGCUAUUAGGAAUGAGUUAUUAGAACUCAUGUCACACGCCAAAUUGAAACUCGACAAUUCCUCCUUCGCAUCCGUUAGCAAGAUCUGCGAAUACCAGAUCCAAGAGCGAGUCCCUGACGCCAACGCUACCAAAACCGCAGAGCAUCUCACGAACCCCAAUAGGAACCCGAUCCGUCACUCGGAAGACAGUUUCUGCAACCACGAUGGCUUUUGCGACGUCCGCCGUGACCACGUAAAGAAACUUUGGGAGACGAUUGAGAGCGAGUACGACAAAUGUUCCCAAGUUCUCCAGCAGGAAGCCUCCAGCAGUGGUGAGUGGCAGGCAAUAGAAGCCAAGUAUGACUACUGCUAUUCCGUUUAUGAACGCUGUGUAGCCCAGCUAACAGAGGUUAUCGAAAGAAUGUUAACUCUUACAACUCUUACAAGGGCAUCAAGUACUGCCCAACUGUCCAUCUCUAGCGGAUGCCGACUUCCGCCCUGUGACACUGAAGUUUUCAGGGGGAAUUACUUACGGUGGCCAACGUUCCGCGACCUUUUCACUGCUAUCUAUGUCAACAAUCCGAGGUUGACGCCGGUGGAAAAGUUAUUCCAUUUAAUUACCAAAACAGAGGGAGAAGCGAAGGCUAUAGUAGCAAAAUCUCCACUCACGCAUGACGGUUUUGAAUCGGCUUGGACCGCGCUUUGUGACCGUUUUGAAAACAAGCGUCUUCUUGUCAACAGCCAAUUAAAAAUCCUGUUCAAUCUUCCCGUAGUGGUUGUUGAGUCCGGUGCAGCUUUAAAGGAGCUGCAAAGUACCAUCCAAGGCUGUUUCACGGCGUUAGAACACUCCAAAAUUUCAAUCGAUAAUUGGGAUUGUCUUCUCGUAUUUCUCUGCUCCUCCAAGCUUCCGAAAUUGACCCUUUCUUUAUGGCAACAAUCCUUGUCCAAUAAGUGCGAGAUACCCGCAUGGCAUGAAAUGAACUCGUUUCUCAGCGAACGAUAUCGCACCCUGGAAGCCAUAGAGGAUGUUAAACCCAGCUCCAGCAUUAAGAUGGUUAACUCCCAACCGCCUUCAAAAAACACAGGCUCAAAAAGGAUCAACUCCUUUGAGACCAACGUGACGCAAGGACCCAAAAACUGUGACCUUUGCGCAAAAGAGAAUCACCCAGUGCGGGUAUGUCCUCGGUUUCUCCAAAUGCCCGUCAGUGAACGAUCCGCAUAUAUAAGGAGGAAGAAAUUGUGCUUAAACUGUUUCGCUGGGGGACACCAACUUAAAGAGUGUACCAGUAAGCACAAUUGUUUCACGUGUAAAGGGCGCCACAAUACGCUCCUGCACAGAGCUGACCUUCCUCAGUUGACUACAAUUCAAUCCAAUAAUAAUCCUACUACUUCAACUAUACAGUGA
Drosophila ananassae is the source of this 1515-nucleotide messenger RNA. RefSeq lists its product as uncharacterized. Bases 1 to 1515 code for a protein of 504 amino acids. The record is from RefSeq and is a predicted model, not a curated record. Lineage: Eukaryota; Metazoa; Arthropoda; Insecta; Diptera; Drosophilidae. The transcript has 3 exons.